AUGACGCCCACAUUUUGGCUGAUCAUCCUUUUGAUGAUUUCAUUAAAGAAACAUCCUGUUCUGUGUGAAAAGAAAAAAUGCGCGUUCUUAUUAAGUGUAGUAAUAAGUAAAUACAACAACAGCAGUGGAAGCAGUGAAUCGAAUAACAACACGUCUUAUGCUACGCAAUCACAUUUUGUGAGAGAACAAAAAAAAAAAAAAAAAUUUAUUCAGAAUGGAAGGAAUUUAUUGCUAAACAGUAAGACGCCAAGUGUGUUAUGCGAGUUUAACGUAGAAGCAGAGAAGAAAAUUUAUUUUCACAACUUAUUUAAUUUGAGCUUGGUAGACGUAUUAACCAUUUUUAAGCUGCUACUGCAGCUGAGGAAAAUAACUUUAUACAAAUAUAAUAACAACAUAUCAUUUACAGCGAGGGGAGGAAAAAACGGAGACAACUCUUAUAAAAGCACAAUUCACACUUAUCUGCUAUUUUUAAAAACAUAUUUAUCGAGAAAUGAACAUGGAGAAGACGCGCUAUUAGAGGUGUUUAGGCGUCUCCAAUUUGAGAAGAAAACGGAAAAGCAAAUCGACGUUACGGCAAAUUAUGAUGGAAGGUGUAGUGAAGGCAUUACCACCGAUGGAUAUGUUCGAAAUGGGACAGAAGCACACCCCAAGUUGGGGGCUAACAAAGAAAAAUGCACCGUUAUGUACAUUUUAAAAAAAGUUAUUCGCAAGUUGAAUGUUGACAUAAGGGAAAAAGGUUACAUAAAUAAUGUGCGCGAUAAAUCAUUCCUAUUUAAAUUUCUUGUAAACAAAAAAAAAUUUCGCAUUUUAUCAUUUUAUAAGAAAAUAAAAGGGGUGUACUACUUGUACCGAAAUGUUAUGUACAUGCAGGUAAACAGACACCUGCAAAAAGACAUAGCACUAAUAAGCCUUGUAUCCACAAACAAAUCAUUCCUAGAAAUUGAGAAAAACAAAAUAUCAGUUGAUCCGUUUUACGUAAAAUAUUAUUAUAAAUAUCAUAUGAAUAAGUUGUUGCGCUUAUCUGAACAAUUGUUUCUCUUGGGGCGUAAACCCAUCGAGGAGAGCAACUUAAUACAUCUUUCACAAAUGAAAGCGUGUAAUGGCAUACAUGAGGAACUGCGUCCACGUCAGUUUUCUUCCCAGGAAAACAACCGCAUUUGGAGCCGUCAGUUUAUCCCAAAUGAAACAGAUAAUAAAAAUGGCAUACAACAGAACUCAGUAACGCGUUUGAAAAGAAAGGACGGCAUAAACAUUAAGGUGAUCAAUGUGUAUCUGAAUGGGAAAUUCUCCGUCGCGUUACCACUCGUCUUAACGUACAACAUAAACAAAGAUAUUUUUUACUUAAACGAUUUGUUCUACCUUGAUGGAAGCAAGUAUGAUGUGAGCAGCAUACUCACCCGAAGAGAGAUUUAUUUCAAUAAUUUAUCCUUUUUUGAGUGCAAAAAUUUCAGCUACCUGAACAAUGAAAAUAUUAUCCUAAAUAGUGACAACCUUCAUUUCGACUUAAAUUAUGUUCUCCUGUUUUACUACUUAUAUUUCAAUGAGGGGAAAAAAUUGUGCAUCCGUCGGCAUAUAAAUCCGACCUUUUAUUGUUACCACCCCGUAGGUAGUCAGAAAGGGGAGAAUAAGAAAAGGGUGCAAAGGAUUGUAUACCGGGCUGAUAAGAAUAUCCUAAAUUUCGUUUUUUGA
Messenger RNA from Plasmodium fragile, 1689 nucleotides. RefSeq lists its product as uncharacterized. Lineage: Eukaryota; Apicomplexa; Aconoidasida; Haemosporida; Plasmodiidae. Bases 1 to 1689 code for a protein of 562 amino acids. The transcript has a single exon. The record is from RefSeq and is a predicted model, not a curated record.